UCGCACCCCCGCAAUCGUCGCACGACGAUUUCUAGACGGAUAUAAGCGGAAACCCACCCUCUUCCCUCGUGCCACACGAUAAUAAAUCAUGAGCUCAGGUAGACCAAUAAAAUGUGUAGUGGUAGGAGAUGGAACAGUAGGAAAGACCUGUAUGUUGAUAUCGUAUACGACAGACAGUUUUCCUGGAGAGUAUGUACCUACAGUGUUUGACAACUAUUCUGCACCAAUGGUUGUCGAUGGUAUUCCAGUUAGUUUAGGGCUAUGGGACACAGCAGGGCAAGAAGACUAUGACAGAUUGCGUCCUCUCUCCUAUCCUCAGACAGAUGUAUUUCUCAUUUGUUUCUCAGUAACGAGCCCUUCAUCAUUCGAAAAUGUUACCAGUAAAUGGUACCCUGAAAUAAAACACCACUGCCCAGAUGCACCAAUGAUACUCGUUGGAACUAAAAUAGACUUACGAGAUGACCGUGAAACGCUUACUGCCUUAGCUGAACAGGGCCUUAGUGCUAUUAAGCGUGAGCAAGGACAGAAGUUGGCAAAUAAGAUUCGUGCAGUAAAAUAUAUGGAGUGUUCUGCGCUCACGCAGCGUGGACUGAAGCAGGUAUUUGACGAGGCAGUACGUGCCGUUUUAAGACCUGAACCGCAAAAACGUCGACAAAGAAGAUGCAUUAUGUUAUAAACGACGGAAGGAAUUGAAGGGAUUCAUAGGUAUACACGUAUAAUAAAGCAACAGAUCAAAAUGAAUUUGAUCAUGCAAAGAAAAAAUAUGAAUGUUUUAAAGAGAAGAUGAAUAGUACAUGCAUUUUAUCGAAUUAUUCUCUGGCAGCUAUAAAAUAUUAUCAUAUUACGGAAAGAGUACAAUUUAAAACUUACUGGUCUCAAUGUGAGUCGUGAUGUUACUUCAUGACCAGAAAGUUUAGACAACGAGAAAGUAAGAAGAAAAAAGAAGGAUAGAAUAAAUACUUAGCAGCAUUUGCAGGGGAGGAAGUUUACAAGUUACAAGCUUGCAGAUGUCUUUCUUUAAACUUGCAUUUACAUAUAUUUGCAUAAUGAUAAAAAGAAUAUGUGACCAUAGUAACGUACAGUCAAUAGUUUAGUGGAAAACCGCUCAUAACAUUUUUUUUUUCUAUAAGAGAAUUUCUGUUAAUAUUGCAGUCCUGCAAAUCGAAUACAGUGUAAAUGUGCUGUGAUGAUUAAAAGCAUUAAGUACCGAAGCUUUACUUAUUAGGGCUGCCAGAUUUUUGACUUUUUUACAUUUACAAUAGGAACAUUGAUUUUAGUACAUAUGAAUCGAGGUAGCUGUCAUAACAAUCAUAUGCUGAAAAGUUUUACGAGAUGUAAAACUAGCAUUGUAGAAUCAUUUAAAUAUGCAGUGCCAUAGCAACAAAAAAUCAAAUUUUACAAGCACUUUUAAUCAAUCAGUUUUAAACAAUAUAUAUAUUUUACUAACAAAUACAGAUAUUUAAAAAAAAAAUUAGAAAAAUUGGAAUGUGUAAUGAUUCUUUAGAAGCAGCAUAUUUGUCUUUCCAUUUUCGGGCAUUUUUAUUUUUAUUAAUACUUCCAAUAAGAAAUGUAUGGUAUGCAUACAGAAUACUGCCAUAAACUAACACGAAAAUUUCAUAGUAUUCCUAAUAUUAUUAGAGAAAGAAAAAUCGAUAAUCUUAUGUAAUAAUUACACAAUUGAAUUUGAUAGCGAUGCACACGAAACAUUUGUUAUUUAGAAUUGUAACAUGUCUGUGUGUUAAAAAGAGUAAUAAACCGUUGUAACGGAUGUAACGAAGUAGUGCAGCGAAAAACCAGGAUUUGAAAAAAUUAAAUCGUUUGAUGUUUGCCCUAUAUUACUAAAAAAUCUGAUUGACUUUGAUCUUUGACCCUUUUAUGGACUCAUAUUUUGCCUCGGUGGAGCUAAAAUUCUUUGUAUCAGGUAUCUAUUGCCGAAAAUGAAGUUUGAACAAGUUAAGCUAUUUUUUAGAAAUUUUGCAGACAGACGAAGGGAUAGAUGGAUAGACGGUCGGACUAACACUUUGAAAUUAUAAAGUAGUCACGCUGCGCUACCUAAAAUGUAUUGCGUAUGUGUAUUAAUAUUUAUUUCAUUUUGAUAAAU
Trachymyrmex septentrionalis is the source of this 2101-nucleotide messenger RNA. RefSeq names its product ras-related C3 botulinum toxin substrate 1 (gene Mtl). Gene Ontology annotation, biological process: small GTPase-mediated signal transduction. The record is from RefSeq and is a predicted model, not a curated record. NCBI's taxonomy places the organism in Eukaryota, Metazoa, Arthropoda, Insecta, Hymenoptera, Formicidae. Bases 89 to 676 code for a protein of 195 amino acids. The transcript is spliced from 4 exons. Gene Ontology annotation, molecular function: GTPase activity; GTP binding.